AUGCCCAAUACAGUGAAAUCACUAGUUGUCUCUUGCCAGGAUAUCUUGACAAAACAUUUAGAUGUUGUUUCUGAGGUCGGCUGUGUUCCAUAUUCUUUGAUGAAGAAUUCACUCGUUCACGCAACGCCACAGCAACUAUAUAAGAUAGAGAAAGCAAAUCCAGAUAUAGCUGCAGAAUCAGAUGAAUUAUGGCUCAAGCAUUGCCUCACAUACAAAGACAUCCGGGAAGACUAUUACGAGCAUGGCUUAUAUCGUGAUCCCUCAAAAUGGCGAGAACUCUACUUGAAUCGAUAUAAAGAGACUGAAAAGAAGCGACAAUUGAUCAAACAAAAAGUGAAGAGCCAAUACAGCAAGAUUCAAAAUGAAAAGGAAAAACGAUCCAUCAAAGUGUUGCAUGGUGUUGUGCCAACUACCGGUAAACGUUCAUACGAAGCAGCGAGGCGAUCGACAAUGAGUAAGCUAUUUCAGCAAACCAAAAAGGAGACUGAUAAAGUUGCAUCGAUCUAUCAACAAAAACGACCUACUGUCACCUCAGCCAUGCCAAUGUCUCUUCACCAUCCACCAUCGACAUCCUCUACCGUGAUCAGGGUACCCAAACCAGCAUCUCAAUUGACUCGAGCUUAUCAAUCCUAUCAAUCCAAAUACCCAAGACUCAAUUCGCCUCCACCACCUGCUCCACUUAUUGCGCCUGGACCCCAACUUUCUGACGAGCGACAUCAGAAACGGCCCAAAUUGAACAUGGAUGACGAUAGAAAACCAGGCGAAAAGAAAAAGAAACCUGUAGCCAUGGUAAAUUUCAACAUUUUUAACGAGCUAUCAUGA
This is a messenger RNA of Mucor velutinosus, 822 nucleotides long. RefSeq lists its product as uncharacterized. Bases 1 to 822 code for a protein of 273 amino acids. Gene Ontology annotation, cellular component: nucleus; elongin complex. Lineage: Eukaryota; Fungi; Mucoromycota; Mucoromycetes; Mucorales; Mucoraceae. Gene Ontology annotation, biological process: transcription elongation by RNA polymerase II. The record is from RefSeq and is a predicted model, not a curated record. The transcript has 9 exons.